Messenger RNA from Psylliodes chrysocephalus, 1767 nucleotides. Lineage: Eukaryota; Metazoa; Arthropoda; Insecta; Coleoptera; Chrysomelidae. The record is from the annotation of a GenBank genome assembly.
AUGGAAUUAGAAAAUAUAGUUGCAAAUACCGUGUACCUAAAGGCAAGAGAGGGUGGUUCCGAUAAUAACAAGGGAAAAAGCAAAAAGUGGAGGAAAAUCCUGCAGUUUCCACAUAUUUCUCAGUGUAUUGACCUGAUCAACAGAAUAGAUUGUCGUUACGAAUACGUCGUCGAUCAACAGCCAAUAGGAAAAUUUCUUUUCGAUCAAUUUUGCGAAGAAAAAGGGCCCGCCUAUUUACGUUGCCUCCGUUUUUUGGACGCCGCCAAACGAUAUGAAGUCGAGACAGACGAACAGCGCCAAGAGUUGUCCAAGGUCAUCAAAAAGGAGUUCUUGGUUAAACAUGAUGGACAAGAAAGUAUUCAUUUGCCGGAGAUGGGUGUCUUCCCCACCAGCGACAAACUCACGAACGGUCACAAUAAGGACCUUUUCGCGCCCUGUGUCCAAGCUGUCAAGGAAUGUUUGGCGGGGGAACCAUUUAAGGAAUUCACCAGUAGCAUGUACUUUCAUCGAUACCUACAGUGGAAAUGGCUGGAAUCCCAACCAAUCACGUACAAGACUUUCAGGAUGUACAGGGUGCUCGGAAAGGGCGGAUUUGGAGAAGUGUGUGCUUGCCAGGUACGGGCUACUGGCAAAAUGUAUGCUUGCAAAAAGUUGGAAAAGAAAAGGAUAAAAAAGCGAAAAGGUGAAGCCAUGGUCCUGAUCGAGAAGCAAAUCCUUCAGAAAAUCAAUUCCCCAUUCGUUGUAAGUUUAGCAUACGCUUAUGAAACCAAAGACGCUCUAUGUCUGGUUUUGACCAUUAUGAACGGAGGCGACCUCAAGUUUCAUAUUUAUAACAUGGGCGGAGAUCCUGGAUUGGAUUUGACUCGCGCCAGGUUCUACGCUGCUGAGGUAGUGUGCGGACUUGACCAUCUUCACCAACAAGGCAUUGUAUAUAGAGACUGUAAACCAGAAAAUAUACUUCUAGAUGACGCUGGUCACGUGAGGAUCUCAGACUUAGGCUUAGCAGUAGAUAUUCCCGAAGGUGAAUCGGUUAGAGGUAGAGUUGGAACCGUAGGCUAUAUGGCUCCGGAGGUUAUAGAUAACGAACGUUACACGUUUAGUCCGGACUGGUUCAGUUUCGGCUGCCUGCUGUACGAAAUGAUCGAGGGCCAGGCGCCGUUUCGAGCCCGAAAGGAGAAGGUGAAACGGGAAGAAGUGGACAGGCGAGUGAAGAGUGAACAGGAAAAAUACUCAAACAAGUUUAGCGAGGAUGCCAAAUCUCUGUGCCAACAACUGUUAGCGAAAGCGCCACUGAGUAGGUUAGGCGGCAAGGCGGGUAGAUCGGGGGCCAGUGUAGUUAAACAACACGCUUUUUUCCAGCCCCAUAUUAAUUGGAGGAGGCUGGAGGCGGGAAUGAUCGAUCCACCGUUCGUGCCAGAUCCUCAUGCAGUGUACGCAAAGGACGUGUUAGAUAUAGAACAAUUUUCGACAGUUAAAGGUGUAAAUAUAGACGAAAGUGAUGCUAGUUUUUAUAAUAAAUUCAAUACGGGUUGUGUUUCGAUACCGUGGCAGACUGAGAUGAUCGAAACGGAUUGUUUUCGGCAAUUGAACGUGUUCGGACCGGCGAAUACACGGACGCCGGACUUGAUUCUGCAGCCUGUGGCUGUUAGUGAAAAUGAAGGCUGUUUUCCUUUUAGGCGAAAGAAAAAGCAACUUCCCAGGACGCGACCGAUACCUAUUAACCCCAUAUUGUUACCUCAAAUGACACCACAAUUGGCGGAGAGUUGA